AUGCCUGUGAACUGCGAUUUCUCCAAAUUUCCCAAAGCUCUUGCCUGCCAAUUAACCCAAUUCCAACAAGGGAUGCCGGAAUUGCGUAGAUUUGCACCUAAUGUUCCAAUUGUUCUUGUUGGUACGAAGUUAGACCGGGGUUAUGUAGCUGAUCACAUGGGAUCUAAUGUCAUAACAUCUGCUGAGGGGGAAGAAAUGAGGAAACAAAUUGGUGCAGCUGCUUACAUUGAGUGCAGUUCAAAGAAUCAACAGAAUGUCAAAGCAGUGUUUGACACUGCAAUUAAGGUUGUUCUGGAACCUCCAAGGAGGAAACAAAUGGCAUGGAAGAAAAGUCAUAGAAGGUCUGGUUGCUCAUUUGUGUAA
Molecule: messenger RNA, 363 nt
Organism: Glycine soja
Lineage: Eukaryota; Viridiplantae; Streptophyta; Magnoliopsida; Fabales; Fabaceae
Product: rac-like GTP-binding protein ARAC7
Exons: 5
Coding region: 1-363 (120 amino acids)
Biological process (GO): actin filament organization; cortical cytoskeleton organization; establishment or maintenance of cell polarity
Cellular component (GO): plasma membrane; cell cortex; cell projection
Molecular function (GO): protein kinase binding; GTP binding; GTPase activity
Source: RefSeq, a predicted model, not a curated record